Molecule: messenger RNA, 494 nt
Organism: Staurois parvus
Lineage: Eukaryota; Metazoa; Chordata; Amphibia; Anura; Ranidae
Source: the annotation of a GenBank genome assembly
GGCGGUGCACGUGGUAUACUUGAACAGAGGGGUGGUGAUGGAGGUGGUAUACUUGGACAGGGGUGGCAAUGGACGUAGUAUACUUGGACAGAGGGGUGGCGGUGGACGUGGUAUACUUGGACAGAGGGGUGGCUGUGGACGUGGUAUACUUGGACAGAGGGGUGGCUGUGGACGUGGUAUACUUGGACAGAGGGGUGGCUGUGGACGUGGUAUAGUUGGACAGAGGGGUGGCGGUGGACAUGGUAUACUUGGACAGAGGGGUGGCAGUGGACGUGGUAUACUUGGACAGAGGGGUGGCGGUGGACGUGGUAUACUUGGACAGAGGGGUGGCGGGAUAUGAUCUCCAUGUAUAAUACAUAAGGGGGGAUAUGAUCUCCAUGUAUACAUGUAUAAUACAUAGGGGAUAUGAUCUUCAUGUAUAAUACAGAAGGGGGGAUAUGACAACCAUGUAUAAUACAUAAGGGGGAUAUGAGCACAUGUAUAAUACAUAAGGG